Messenger RNA from Branchiostoma belcheri (Belcher's lancelet), 1792 nucleotides. RefSeq lists its product as uncharacterized. The record is from RefSeq and is a predicted model, not a curated record. The transcript is spliced from 3 exons. Lineage: Eukaryota; Metazoa; Chordata; Leptocardii; Amphioxiformes; Branchiostomatidae. The coding region runs from base 168 to 1715 and encodes 515 amino acids. Gene Ontology annotation, molecular function: protein binding.
CCGAUGUCCAUGACGCAGGCGAACAACGUUCCUUGGAACUGUUUUGUUCUUUCCGUCAACCGCUGAACAGCAACACCUGAAAUACCCCUGUAAAAGUCCGGACAGAACAUUUUGCGAGAGCCAGCCGGUGCCACUUUGAUACAGACAGAAAUAAAUCAUAUCUUACUAUGGCUUCUUGCCCCCCUCCCAAACCCAGCCCCUGCCGACGCUGCUACAGGGUGAAAGUAAGCUCUUCGCCCCUGAGCGCUCAACAGUUUUUAAAGAGAGGAGACUCCUCGCGUAAAAGAAAGUCGCCUGUUGAGUGGACGCCGUCCAAGAGAGCGCGUUGGAAUAAUCUGCCUGACACCAUCCUUGUCGAAGUCCUCAAAUGGAUACCACAGAACGAACUUGGUGUGUGUGCCCAGAUCUCCCGACAGUGGUACAGAGUUGUGUACUCCACGGGUGUGUGGGAGGACAGGGAGAUUCUGUUCGACUUCUCCGCCUUCUGCUCCAUCGAGUACAACGGGAAGUGCGAGCAGUACGAGUGGUUUGUGGAGAAGAUGGGGCGGUACGUCAGGAACGCCAAGCUGGUGCUGAACCUGGUGUGUUCCCGCCUGCGCGACCCGAGGUUCCGCGGCGCGGCCUGCAGGCGGCAGCAGUACGAGGUUAUGGAACGCCUGUUUGAGGGAGGCCGCCUGAGAAGUCUGCAGAUCGACUUCGUCCCGCAGUUCAACCCGCCACACGUGUACAUGGGAUACUGCGCCCACCAAGACUGCACGGACCCUGUACAAAAUUUCCUGAAGAAGAUUUCCUCAGACUUACCAGGCCUCCGUCGGCUGUCUGUUCAGUGUUUGCCCGACUGGCACUGGGAGCUCCUGCUCCGGACCAUCCCCAAAAUGACCAACCUGGAGAAACUAGAGAUGAACCACAAGAAGCACCAGCCCUUCCGUAUCGUCCUGUACAUGGGAGAUGUUCAUGGCAUGAUUCCAGCCGCACUCAGCAACAUGAGCACGCUCCGGGUCCUGAAGCUCGCUAACGUCGACGUACAGGACACUCUGUGGCACGCCCUCGCAAACCACUCCGGAAUACCGCUGCAGCAGCUUACCAUGGUGGCCUACACAGACUUCAACCCUUUCAGUCUCCCGACGUGGGAGAGGGUCGCGCAGAAGUUCCCCAGUCUGUCUGUGGAGCUGUUCUUCCGGCACGGUCAACAGAGACUCGUGCUGAGAAAGUCCGAGUUCGAGUCUUUCCUUCGAGACGACGUUCGGCUGAAGACGCUCUGCGUCAGUCAAGCGAAGCUGUGCAGGGAGAUAGCCAUGAUCGACGUCCUCCAGAUCGUCGCAGAAAAGUACACGGAUAGUUUAGAAACGUUCCUUUUCUUCCAGUCCCGGGGGCAACCUAUGGUCGCGUCCAAAGAAGUCGAGCUCAUACGAAGGUUUCCGAAACUUGCCGAGGUUGCCAUAGCUCCAGUCAUCACCGACAAACGUCUGAAACAGCUCGCCAAGGGGUGUAGAGGACAACUUCGGGAACUUUUGGUGCGAUCAGUGCUGAAAUACAUGCCGGACGCCAACAAACUGGUGAAAAUGGAAGCCAAAGAAGUGUCUAACCUGGAGACGGUGGUGACCAGGCUGCUGGGCUAUCCCUGGGAGAUGUCGGCGCCGUCCUGGGCGGAGCGGGAGUUAAACGCAGAGAGUGACAUCGAGUUUGCGGAAGCGUGUAUGGAACAGUACAUGUGAGAAAUACCACCUGUUAAUGCACGUGUCUCAUGUCACUGCAGAAAACCGACAAACAAAUGAAAUAAAAACGUUAUGAA